GUACACUUACGCUGUUAUGUCUUGACGCACGGAGCUUGUCUGCGCCGGCCAGCACUGGCUUCUCUGGACUUUGCACACCUCCAGGAGAAGAACCCAGAAAAUUGAUCAGUUCUAAAAAACCAUGCCCCACUUGUUGGUGACUUUCAGGGAUGUGGCCAUUGACUUCUCUCAGGAGGAGUGGGAGUGCCUGGACCCUGCUCAGAGGGACUUGUACAGGGAUGUGAUGUUGGAGAACUACAGCAACCUGAUCUCGUUGGACUUGGAAUCCAGUUGUGUGACCAAAAAGUUAUCUCCAGAAAAGGAAAUUUAUGAAAUGGAAUCACUCCAGUGGGAGAAUAUGGGGAAACUUACCAACCAUCACCUUCAAUACAAUGGUCUUGGAGACAAUAUGGAGUGCAAAGGCAACUUAGAGGGUCAAGAAGCAAGUCAGGAAGGGCUUUACAUGUGUGUCAAAGUUACCUGUGAAGAAAAGGCCACUGAAAGUCAUUCAGCCUCUUCUACUUUUCAUCGGAUAAUUCCUACCAAGGAAAAAUUGUACAAAUGUAAGGAAUGUAGACAAGGUUUCAGCUACCUGUCAUGCCUUAUUCAACAUGAGAAAAAUCAUAAUAUAGAAAAAUGCUCUGAAGUUAAGAAACAUAGGAAUACCUUUAGCAAAAAGCCAAGCUAUAGUCAACAUCAGAGAAUUCAGACUGGUGAGAAACCUUAUGAGUGUAUGGAAUGUGGAAAGGCCUUUGGUCGUACUUCUGAUCUCAUUCAACAUCAGAAAAUUCAUACUAAUGAAAAACCUUAUCAGUGUAACGCAUGUGGGAAAGCUUUUAUUCGUGGUUCACAGCUCACUGAACAUCAGAGAGUUCAUACAGGAGAGAAACCAUAUGAAUGUAAGAAAUGUGGAAAAGCCUUUAGUUAUUGUUCACAAUAUACUCUUCAUCAGAGAAUUCAUAGUGGUGAAAAACCCUAUGAAUGUAAGGAUUGUGGGAAGGCCUUUAUUCUUGGCUCUCAACUUACUUACCAUCAGAGAAUUCAUAGUGGUGAGAAACCUUAUGAGUGUAAGGAAUGUGGAAAGGCCUUUAUUCUUGGUUCACACCUUACAUACCAUCAGAGAGUUCAUACUGGUGAAAAGCCUUACAUAUGUAAAGAAUGUGGGAAAGCCUUUUUAUGUGCCUCCCAACUGAAUGAACAUCAGAGAAUUCAUACAGGAGAGAAACCCUAUGAAUGUAAAGAAUGCGGGAAGGCCUUUUUUCGUGGCUCACAACUUACUUACCACCUGAGAGUUCAUUCAGGUGAGAGACCUUAUAAAUGCAAAGAAUGUGGGAAAGCCUUUAUUUCUAAUUCUAAUCUUAUUCAACAUCAAAGAAUUCAUACCGGAGAGAAGCCCUACAAAUGUAAGGAAUGUGGAAAGGCCUUUAUUUGUGGCAAACAACUUAGUGAACAUCAGAGAAUUCAUACAGGUGAGAAACCCUUUGAAUGUAAGGAAUGUGGAAAGGCCUUUAUUCGUGUUGCAUAUCUUACUCAACAUGAGAAAAUUCAUGGUGAGAAACAUUAUGAAUGUAAGGAAUGUGGGAAGACCUUUGUACGUGCUACACAACUUACAUAUCAUCAAAGAAUUCAUACAGGUGAAAAGCCCUACAAAUGUAAGGAAUGUGACAAGGCCUUUAUUUAUGGCUCACAACUUAGUGAACAUCAGAGAAUUCACAGAGGUGAAAAACCUUAUGAAUGUAAACAGUGUGGGAAGGCUUUUAUUCGUGGCUCACACCUUACUGAACAUCUGAGAACUCAUACUGGAGAGAGACCCUAUGAAUGUAAGGAAUGUGGGAAGGCCUUUAGUCGUGGCUCAGAACUUACUCUGCAUCAAAGGAUCCAUACUGGUGAGAAACCCUAUACAUGUGUCCAGUGUGGUAAAGACUUUAGACAUCCUUCACAACUUACUCAACAUACAAGGCUUCAUAAUUGAGAAAGCCUUGAAUGUGAUUAAAUUUAAGAAAAUCUUCAUCAUCUAUUUCGUAUCUAUAAUGAAUGUAGAACAUCUUCUUGCUUCUGCUCAGAAUCUGCUCAUUCUUAGAAGGCCUACAUUAACAUGGAUGCAGAAUAAUUUCAGAAACCCCUUAAAUAAUUAACAUCUCUAUAAACGCUAGAAUAUAAUGCUGAAUUAUAUCCUUUAUUAAGCAUCAUCUCCAUUUCACCAUAUCCUAACUGAAAUCGUAUAUAUUUCUUGUGUGUUUUUUUCUAUUUGUAAAAUACUGUAAUUGUAUUACAAUGACUAAAGUAUAAUUAAAUACAUAUAAUUCCCUUUGGAUAGUA
Molecule: messenger RNA, 2298 nt
Organism: Gorilla gorilla gorilla (western lowland gorilla)
Lineage: Eukaryota; Metazoa; Chordata; Mammalia; Primates; Hominidae
Gene: ZNF571
Product: zinc finger protein 571
Exons: 4
Coding region: 122-1951 (609 amino acids)
Biological process (GO): regulation of transcription by RNA polymerase II
Cellular component (GO): transcription regulator complex; chromatin; nucleus
Molecular function (GO): DNA-binding transcription activator activity, RNA polymerase II-specific; RNA polymerase II cis-regulatory region sequence-specific DNA binding
Source: RefSeq, a predicted model, not a curated record